Molecule: messenger RNA, 1899 nt
Organism: Scophthalmus maximus (turbot)
Lineage: Eukaryota; Metazoa; Chordata; Actinopteri; Pleuronectiformes; Scophthalmidae
Gene: kcnj19a
Product: potassium inwardly rectifying channel subfamily J member 19a
Exons: 3
Coding region: 17-1564 (515 amino acids)
Biological process (GO): regulation of monoatomic ion transmembrane transport; potassium ion import across plasma membrane
Cellular component (GO): plasma membrane
Molecular function (GO): G-protein activated inward rectifier potassium channel activity
Source: RefSeq, a predicted model, not a curated record
UUUCGGGAGAGCUCAAAUGGCGGCACUUCGCAGGAAAUUCGGCGAGGACUACCAGGUGGUCAACACCAACCGGGCCACCACUUUCUCGGCGCCGGCGAAGAAGAAGCGCCAGCGCUUCGUGGACAAGAACGGCCGCUGCAACGUGCAGCACGGGAACCUCGGCGGGGAGACGAGCCGGUACCUGUCGGACCUCUUCACCACCCUGGUCGACCUGAAGUGGCGCUGGAACAUGCUCAUCUUCAUCCUGACCUACACCAUCGCCUGGCUGGUCAUGGCGUCCAUGUGGUGGAUCAUCGCGUACAUCCGGGGCGACUUGAACCACGGCCACGACUCGACCUACACCCCCUGCGUGGCCAACGUGUACAACUUCCCCUCGGCGUUCCUCUUCUUCAUCGAGACCGAGGCCACCAUCGGCUACGGCUACCGGUACAUCACCGAGAAGUGCCCCGAGGGCAUCAUCCUCUUCCUCUUCCAGUCGCUGAUGGGCUCCAUCGUGGACGCGUUCCUCAUCGGCUGCAUGUUCAUCAAGAUGUCGCAGCCCAAGAAGCGCGCGGAGACGCUCAUGUUCAGCCAGGACGCGGUGAUCUCGCAGCGCGACGGCAAACUGUGCCUCAUGUUCCGCGUGGGCAACCUGCGCAACAGCCACAUGGUGUCCGCGCAGAUCCGCUGCAAACUCAUCAAGUCUCGUCAGACGCCCGAGGGCGAGUUCCUGCCGCUGGACCAGUGCGAGUUGGAUGUCGGCUUUGGGACGGGUGCGGACCAGCUCUUCCUGGUGUCGCCGCUCACCAUCUGCCACGAAAUCAAUCCCAAGAGCCCCUUCUUCGACCUGUCCCAGCGCUCCCUCAUGAACGAAGAGUUCGAGAUCGUCGUCAUCCUCGAGGGCAUCGUGGAGACCACUGGUAUGACAUGCCAGGCGCGGACGUCGUAUACCGAGGACGAGGUUUUAUGGGGCCACCGUUUCCUGCCGGUGAUGUCCCUCGAGGAGGGUUUCUUCAGGGUGGACUACUCUCAGUUCCACAACACGUUUGAGGUGCCGACGCCGGCGUACAGCGUCAAGGAGCACGAAGAGAAGAACUCACUGCCCUCGCCUCAGUCCACUCCCACACCGGCGCUCACGGAGAGCCAGGGCGCGCGGCGCGGACGGGUGUUUUCCGUGGACUGCAUCAACACUGCGGAGGAGAGGGCGCGCCAGGGCGGGGCCGGGGGCCGCCUGCCCAGCAAGCUGCAGAGGAUGAGCUCCUCUGGCAAGGAGGACCUGCAGCGGAAGGUGCUGAUGCUCAGCUCCCAGCACCCGGAGAAGGCCUGCAGCACGGGGGACUUGCCGCUGAAGCUGCAGCGCCUCAGCUCCUCGCCGGUGCCCGAGGCGGAGACGCGGCUGCAGCUCAAGUCCCUCAAGGUGGGCUUCGAGCCCAUGACCCAGUCCACCGGGGACCUGUACCAGCAGAGCCUUCAGACCACGCUGUCGCCCGCGCCGGUCCUCACGCACAGUCCCCUGCCCUCCGCCGGGGGGAGGCCGGAGGACAACCUGCCGGCGAAGCUGCGGAAGAUGAACGCCGACCGCUGAAACCCAGAGAUGUACUUUACCUCGAGUGCUGUCGGUUAGAAAAAAACAAACAAAUGGUUUGCUGACAAUUUACUGGAAUUACUGUGAUUUUUUUUUGCGUUCUCAUCGCAGGAGCAUUCAUGCAGGCUUUGUACACACACCCAAAAAAAAACCAACAACGAGAAAACACAAACUUCAUGCUUAAUGCGAACUUGAUCAUUCUGCCAGAGUUGUGCAUGUAUAUACACACUGAAUCCAUCGUUUAAUAUAUGCACCACUACACUUAAAUAGUCAACCUUAGUUUUAUCUAAACAAUAAAUUAUAUUAAGAUGAUAAUAAAUGAUGUUUGAGCAUCA